AUGGGCGAACUAGGCAUGAGGUGCGGGUUUCCUACUGACGACCACUUUGGUCCCCGAGUACUUCCCUGUCGUCGAGAAUUUGACCUUACGUUGCUUUUCGAACAGACCAUUCUUGGUCUGGGCCCGGACCUUUUGUUUCUGGUCUUAUGUCCUCUGCGAUGGUAUCAGAUUCAUGCUCGGCUGAGGAGAGUUAACCAGCGAUCCUCCGGGCGAUGGAAGACGGUUAGUAACGGUUUGUAUAAACGUCAAGCUAUUCGCGUAAUCACAAUGAUACGGGCCCGAUUCGUGGGGAUGAUAUAUGCAGAGACUCUGCACCAGGUGUCGAAAUCUAGUCAUGAGUCUUCCUCGGUCACAUUGAUGAGUACCGAUGCGGAUCGAAUCACCACUGGGUGGCAGCUCUGGCCUUUGCCUUAUGUAAGAACCCCCAAGUUCCUGGCAUGGGCGAGCAAGAUUGUCAACAACAUCACUAAUCCAUACAAAAGAGUCAGCUUCACCUCGGCCAUACUCAAGGGCAUGCGCCAGAUCAAAAUGUUCGGGAUCGAGCCAACCGUGGAAACAAAGAUAAACCGUCUUCGUGAGGUGGAAUUAGAAUCGUCGAAGCCAUACCGGUCAUUGAUCGUGUGGGUCAAUGUCCUAGGUGCAGUUUCAACAGCCCUAGCUCCUGCUGUCACUAUCGCGGUGUAUGCUGGGAUGCAGCUGAAUUUGGGAUUCGAGACCCCCAAGACAAAUGUGGUGUUCACAUCCUUGUCGCUGAUCUCGCUCCUGACAAAUCCCGUGGUGCUUAUAUCUGUCUCUUUGACUAGACCCACGUCUGCCAUUGGGUGUUUUGAUCGGAUCCAGGACUUUCUGUCUGAAGAGGGAAAGCGACCCCAAGUUGCUGAUCGGCCACUGAUAACGGGGAUUGUUUCUGGAAUUGAAAUGAAUACGAUGCGACUUGACACUCAGGAACUCGUCAGCAUGAAUGGUGCAUGUUUCAGUCUACCCACUGGUUCCUCUAACUCCUCGACGCCAUCGACCUCAAAAUCCAGCAUUCCUCGUUUUCGGAUAUUCAUCGCUCCCGUCCGAAAAGCAUACUGUCAACAAUGCCCGUGGAUCUUCAACGGCACACUGCAAACCAAUAUCGUCGGGGAAUCACCAAUCGACGUAAAGUGGUUAAAGGAGGUAGUAUACGCAUGUAACCUCGACGUUGAUGUUGCACGCCUCUCCCACGGCAUUGAUACGGUAGUAGGAACCUCAGGGUCCCAGCUAAGUGGAGGACAGAAGCAGCGAGUGGCUUUGGCUAGAGCGAUCUACGCGAAACCUGAUCUUCUUCUCCUGGAUGAUGUUAUCAGUGCACUAGAUUCGGUGACAUGCAAGCGUGUUGUUGAGCGAAUAUUCGGUCGCUCGGGGCUAAUUAGGAGGCUUGGGAUAGCGACUGUUCUGGUGACUGCUGCUGCGGAGUGUUUCCAGGAAGCGGAAAAUGUAAUUGUUCUUUCCAGUAAUGGCCGCAUAGUGGACCAGGGGUCGCUCGAAGAUCUAUCGGUGAAGAACGAAUACAUUCGAGAGCUAAUGUGUCGAACAGGUUCAAAACAAGAUGAAAACGAAGUUGAGGAUGCUGAUGCUCCGUCCGAGGAAACAGAGACACAGGCAGACAACCAUGGACCAAGAGUUGCCCAGGAACCAACGCCAAACACUCGCGGCACAGGAGACCUUUCACUCUAUGCCUACUAUAUCAACUCCUUUGGGUGGUGGGCAUUCUGCUUCACUCUGACUUUUGCUACCAUAUACGUGUUGUGUGUUGCGCUUUCACAACUCAUGCUCACCUGGUGGGCUGACUCCACCCCUGGACACAAUUACGUCUACCUUGGGUCUUAUAUGGCUGUUUCGACCGUCGCCAUUCCUGCCAUCGGGGUAUUCAUUGGGUUCUUCUUUGUUUGGACUGUACCAAGAUCGGCUAUCAAUCUCCACAAAGUCCUGCUCGGGGCUGUUAUGAGAGCACCAUGGCCGAGUAUAGCCCGGAUGGAUACAGGAAGUUUGAUAAACCGAUUCAGCCAAGACAUGUCUCUUCUCGACAUGCAACUCCCCGUGGCCUUUGGCAUAACCCUUCAAAACUUCCUGACCUGUCUCGCCCAAGCCGCCUUGAUCGCCACCGGCGCCGGAUACAUGUCCAUCGUCAUUUCCUUCUGCAUCGGUGCCGUAUGGACAAUCCAGGCCUUUUAUCUGCGAACAUCACGACAAAUCCGACUUCUUGAUCUCGAGGCCAAAGCUCCGCUUUACGCCCACUUCCUCGAAACCACCGAGGGACUGAUAAUCGUGCGUGCAUUUCAGUGGCAGCAGCGAUUCUCCGAUCGCAAUGCCCGGCUUUUGAACACGUUUCAGAAACCAUUCUAUACCAUGUAUUGCAUCCAGCAAUGGCUUCAGGUCGUGUUGGACCUACUUGUGGCAGCGCUAGCAACUGUCCUCACGGCCCUGGCUGUGUUUGUGACUCGCAAGACGAGUUCUAGGGGCGUUGGUAUGGCUCUUGUGAAUCUGCUGUCGUUUAAUUCGACUCUGACGUUGCUGAUCACUAAUUGGACGCAGCUUGAGACGUCAUUGGGUGCGAUUGCAAGGGUUAAGCAGUUUGUCAAUGAUCCUCAGGUUCGACCGGUGGUGAGGAAUGAAAUGGCGGUAGAGGACUGGCCGUCAAUGGGGAGAUUGGAGUUUCGGGGAGUUACUGCUUCUUAUUCUGAGGUUUCUCCCCCCAUCAUCAAAAACAUCUCAUUCACCCUCGAACCCGGCCACAAACUAAGCAUCUGCGGCCGCACCGGAAGCGGAAAAAGCACCCUCCUCAGCUGCCUCUUCUCCCUCGUGACACUCACCUCCGGAGAAAUCUACAUCGACAACAUCGACAUCUUCACCCUCCCCAAAGACAGGCUGCACUCCGCCAUAGUCCCCAUCCCGCAACACCCGCUCAUCAUCCCCGGCUCUGUCCGCGAGAACCUCUCCCUUGGUACCAUCACCACCACCGACGAAGCAAUGAUAUCCGCCCUCUCAACUGUUCACCUCUGGACCCAAAUCCUCGAGCACGGUGGUCUAGACGCUGACAUCCAGUCCAUCCACAUGUCCAAUCGUCAACAGCAGCUAUUGUGCAUUUCCCGGGCGCUUCUUUUACCGGGGAGCCUGGUUGUUCUGGAUGAGCCUACGAGUGGUUUUGAUGAGCAGACGGAGAAGAUGGUCCAGGAUGUUUUGAGUGAGGGGCUCAGAGGACGUACGGUUAUUUCGGUUGCGCAUCGGAUUAGAACUAUAAUGGACUCGGAUGUUGUUGUUGUUAUGGAUGAGGGGAGGUUCCCCGCCCCGGCGCCGACCCCACCACACCCAUGCCUCACGUCCCCCCACCCGCACGACCACCUAGUCAUCGACACCGACCCCGUAGCCGACAAGACGGCCCAAAUCAUCGAGAAAAUCCAAUGGUACGUCAACAUAAUCCACACCAUCAUCCGAGCCCUCCGCCCCUCCAACCUCCCCGAAACAGCCCAGAAGAUCGCCUUUUGGCUGGAACUCUUCCUGUACGGAAUCGGCAUUUACAAGCCCCUGCGCGGCACGGGUUAUGAUUACGGGGAUAUUGUCGAGAUGUUUGGGUUUACUUCCCGCGUGGGCGAGAUUUGGAAUGAUGAGAUUGGGUAUAGGCCUGAGGGGUUGAAUGAGAGAAUUGCAGAGACGGCGGGAAGAUGGCCUCAUGAGGGAGUCACCCGACGGAAGGUUUCUAUCGUGUUACAUGAAAUGUAUGAGACUGUUAAGGAGACGCAUGGGGCGGAUAACCUCCGGUUUGUGGAAACGAGACGUAUGAAACGAACCCUGCAGCAUGGGUUUCGUAUUCGUCACGUACAUGGCACCAUUGAUUUUAGUCUUUGGUUUGGGGAUUUGGAUAAUGCGGAGACGAAUUUGUUGGUCAAGAUUGGGACGAAUCAUCUUUCGUCGGAGGUGUUGUUGUAUAUGGGCCUGUUGCAACGUGAUCAACAGCGUUUGAAGACUCGCAAGCGCGGCAUCAUAUAUGGAAUUAUGACGGAUGGGUCGGCGUAUCAUUUUUAUCGCUUGGAUCCUGAUAAAACGAAUGAUGUCGGAGACGGCCAAGUUGUCGAUUCCGGAUAUUUAAAUCGGUGGGAUGGGCUUGAGUGGGAUGAUUUGGAUACAGAAUGCGAAGUAGCUAGUUUGCAGAGUAUGGCUUUGACUAGUAAUAGUAAUAGACUUAUUCCAUAUGAGCCACACAUGCCCACCUGGUUAUAG
Molecule: messenger RNA, 4242 nt
Organism: Aspergillus sclerotioniger CBS 115572
Lineage: Eukaryota; Fungi; Ascomycota; Eurotiomycetes; Eurotiales; Aspergillaceae
Product: P-loop containing nucleoside triphosphate hydrolase protein
Exons: 18
Coding region: 1-4242 (1413 amino acids)
Biological process (GO): transmembrane transport
Cellular component (GO): membrane
Molecular function (GO): ABC-type transporter activity; ATP binding; ATP hydrolysis activity
Source: RefSeq, a predicted model, not a curated record